GGAGGCGAGAACCGUGGCGGCCUGCACGGUCAGUGCGCCAGGCCUGCGAGUCGGCCUGAACGGGUGUCGGGUCGGGCUGCGGCGCUUCACGGAGCCGGGCGGGCGCCCUCGGCCUGGGGUCAACCUCGGUCUGAGCGCCUCGGCUCGCUGCGGAGAAAGACUCCAUUGUACGACUGCGUAGGCUUCACCGGGCCAUUAAAAUUCUGAGUUGCGUUACUGUAGGAUAUGAGACCUUAGUUCAGAAGUUCAGAAGACAGUACAAUCUCCUGACAGUACAUUUGGCUGCUCACCAUGAGGUUAGGAAAGCCUAAAGGGGGUAUUUCUCGAAGCGCAAGCCAAGGAAAAACCUAUGAGAGCAAACGCAAGACAGCCCGCCAGCGACAGAAAUGGGGGGUGGCCAUUCGCUUCGACUCAGGGUUAAGUAGACGGAGAAGAAACGUGGAUGAGAAGCCUUACAAAUGUACUAAAUGUUCUAAGAGUUUCAGUCAGAGCUCCACUCUUUUUCAGCACAAGAAGAUCCACACAGGGAAGAAAUCCCAUAAAUGUGCCGAUUGUGGGAAAAGUUUCUUUCAGAGUUCUAACCUCAUUCAGCAUCGGCGGAUCCACACCGGGGAAAAGCCGUAUAAGUGCGACGAGUGUGGAGAGAGGUUUAAACAGAGCUCCAACCUUAUCCAGCACCAGAGGAUUCACACCGGGGAGAAGCCCUAUUGCUGCGAUGAGUGUGGCCGGUGCUUUAGUCAGAGUUCCCACCUCAUUCAGCACCAGAGAACCCACACCGGAGAGAAGCCCUACCAGUGCGAGGAGUGUGACAAGUGCUUCAGCCAGAGCUCCCACCUGAGGCAGCACAUGAAGGUGCACAAAGAAAAGAAGUCACAUAAAAGGGGUAAAAAUGCCAGGGUGAAAACUCACCCGGUGUCCUGGAAACGUGGUAAAGGGAGGAAGGCAGUGGCUGGGCUCCGCCAGGUAAAGGGAGCCGCUUCGGGCCUUUUCAAAAAGAAGUGAAUCGUAGCGGUGAAAACCUCUCCCAAGAGGGAGGACGCUUUACAGUAGAUAGAGCACUUAGAUUCUGGUCCUCCCUAGCAUGGAGAUGUCAGGAGUUUCAUGACAAUGGGCUGAAACUCUGAGUCUAGCCAUCCUCAUUUCCUUUCAGAAUAAAUAAGUAAAUUUAUGUGACAUGGAGCAGAAAACUGAAAAAAAAGUUUGGUAAGAAUUUAACAUCCUUGGCCUCAGUUGAAAUUUCUUCCCUACGUUUUGAUAAAAAGCGUCAUGUUUUCAUGAUUCACUGGUGUGCCAAUGAUUACUCUUGAUUUUAGGAAUUUCUGUAUACAAAAUCAUUAAAGAGAAGGAAUGAGUUUUCAAGUUCUAGGACCGACUAUAUUUUUAAUGUUUUGUAGUUUUUUUAACCAUUAGUAUCAGCAUUGAUUCAGUAUUUGACAUAAUAAAAUGCAUUCAAGUUCCUAGAUUUUUGUAUUUUUUAUUAGCGUAUAUUGUAUGAAGUAAUGAGUUCAUUUUCUUUAAUGUGUACAAUGUAUCUGUAUGAUGUGCUUUGAUUAUAUCCAUUGCUCUUACCCUCGCCUCCACCUCCUGGUUCUCUUCUUCCUCCCAGAGAGUUCCCUUCCCACUUGAAUUGUUGACCCUGGAUUCUGUGAAUGACAGAAAUUGUAUUUGGUUAUUUUUCCACAUCUGCUUUACUGUGUUUACUGUAAUGUUCUCCAGUUCUAUCCAUUUUUCUCCAAACAACAGGAUUUUGGCUUUUUUUUUUUUAACUAAUAAGUUUGUCAUAAUGUCUGAUGCUUUAAUGAAGGGGUGAAAAGGUCUCCAUGUGGCUUUUCUUUUGUUUGUUUUUGUUUACCAUAUUCUUAGAGAUUUCAAAGAAUCCAAAGUGAGAAACUGCAGACCUCCUCCUAAGACCAUUACUUGCGAUGCUGAUGCCCUGCCUCUUGCUUUCUUGAAAUGGGAAUGGUUUAUGUUGAAUCAUGCCAGUGGCCUCUUGGCGUUCCUUUGUUCUCUUGCAAACAGGGCCUGCAUGAAUAAACUGUGUUACCAAGAAAGCCUGACUUACUUCUGGCUAAAGAACUACAGUGUCAUAGACUGAGUUUUGACUGCCGCUGACUGAGACAGAUGUGUGUCCACAAGUUCCUGGAGCCCUGUUAGAACUUAACUGUUCUUUACUUUUUAGCAGUUGUUUAAGAAGACUAGUGGACAUCCUUCUUCGAAUGCUAAGCCUGAGUUCCUAGUUAACCCUUAGUUCAAGAUUUUGUUUAUUGAAUGCUAAUGUUUUCUGAUUUUUAUAAUCUCACUUCUUCCUGUAUUAAUGACAAUUAUCCUCAAAAUAAAGAUUGAGAUAUUUUUGC
Messenger RNA from Rattus rattus (black rat), 2354 nucleotides. It is a transcript of the gene Znf22, whose product is annotated as zinc finger protein 22. NCBI's taxonomy places the organism in Eukaryota, Metazoa, Chordata, Mammalia, Rodentia, Muridae. The record is from RefSeq and is a predicted model, not a curated record. The coding region runs from base 292 to 1002 and encodes 236 amino acids. The transcript has 2 exons.